CACGAGACAUUCAGUACGUCUACCUAUAAAGAGCACCGCUUGUACGGACCAAACAUUGCUGACUUAUUGAUUUCAUGUGAAGGACGUGUCUUCCUUUGUCACAGCCAUGACUAUUUGAAUGGCAUUAUAAGAAGAGAAAGAGGUUUCCACUCCAAUCUGUAUUGUUAGUAAUGUGGUGCAUCAGAGAAGAAAAAGAAAAAGUCCAUCAAAAAGGGAGAAAAGAGACUCAUUUGUCAUGUCCACCAAACUUGCAAAGAGGCUGAGCAGCAAAAGAAAAAAGCUCCUAAAGGAUCUUGCCAAGUAUGAACUUCUCAUCACACUUGGCCUGGAGGCUUUCUAUCCUUCUCAACUGGACCCAGCAUCAAUACUGGACCUCAGUACCUGGACAUUGGAGAACCAAGACCCCCGAGAACCCAAGGAUCUGCCACAAUCAUUCCUUCAAAGGCUUUGGCUGCUUUGCCCAGAUGCUCGGAGUCCUUCCUGCAAGGCUCCUUCUGAUGUUAAUGGAUUAAGUCCUUGCGCCUCAGUCAGCCCUCUUGAUGUCGUGUCAGCUGUCUUUAUGUGUGCCAACCCUUUCCUCCAGCAGGAGAUGGCCGCGCGCAUGAUCCAGUGCCAGUUUGCUGUGCCCCUGAUACUUCCUCACAUGGAUGCAGAACAGCCAAGUAGCUUCCUCCUUUGGCCUUUGAGAGGUGUUGUGAAGCAGUGGCGGACUAAAGAUCGUGUCCAAGAAGCAGUUUUGGCAAGCACGUUCAUGCCAGUGAUCACAUGUGUGAGGCUUGGUAGCUGCGCGAUCUCCAAGUCUGAGGUGCUAAACCACAUCAUCGGUAGUCAAACAUUUCUUCACAGGGGGACGCAAGAGGGGGAAAAACCUCGAAGGCUUUCCAACGGUCUUGUAGAGAUCGGAUGGUAUCUUCCCACUGGAGACCCUACCGUAGACAUUUUCCCUGUCCCAGUGAUCUUGUCUAACCUCAGAGGAGAUGCAAGCAAGCACGAAAAAUGCCUCCACCUCCUCUGCCAAGCAUCUGCAGCUGUUGUUGUUUUAUGUAAAAAUCCAAAAGAGAAAGAAAAGCAACUCCUCUCUUCCUGCAAAGAUGUGACCAAGCUCAUUUUGAUUGACCUCUCAGAGACUGAAAUCACAGAGGACAGAACGGUGGGGUUUCUUGAUCAGAACCUUCAGGAGGAGCUGGGUCUUCCUGAUGAAUCAGUCCUGUCAGGAAGUUCUUUGCAUGCAGAGAACCUAGCAAAUGUACUGUGUGAUGCUAUUGAACGUUUGCUGCCAGACCUGAGACUUACGACACUUGAGGCAGCCGCCGAGUUAGCAGUGGAGCAGGGGCUUCAAUGUGAUGAGGAGACGCUGUGUAAAAAGUCUAUGAACAGAGCAGAGGAAGUUUUGAAACAUCUAGAUAUGGGACCUGCUCUAUUUAGGGAGAAACAGCUGCCUUUGCAGGGUGUUUCAUGGAGCAGGUUGGCUCAAAUUGGCAAAGAGGAAAGUAAAAAGAACAAAGGAGCAGAUCCACAAUUGCAAAAAGAAAAGACAGACAUCUUGACAAGUCUGGCCGGCUACAAAAUGACUCCAUCAAUGAAGAUCUUCACAGAUGCCCUUUUGAGCGCUGAUAAAGUAGAGAAGACGUAUUUCCUUUGUUGGAUGAGGGUGAAACUUAGACUGCUGCAAGUGCAACAGCAAAUGAAUCUGAAAGAUCUUCUGAUAAAGCAGCAGACAGAAGUGAACAAUGACAUUCCUGAAGAAUCUGUGCUACAAAAUGGGGCCAGUGACACUAGCGAUGAUAGCUUUUGCACAGAUUCAACGUUUGAGGAUGAGGAAGUCGAGCAGUUUAUAGAUACCCAUCUGGAAGUUCCCAAAUCGAAGAGUGGAGUAAGCUUGAAGCACAUUUUGCAAACCGAAAAGGACGAAGGAUCAGAGUCUCUGCACUUGUCAAGUGAACAAGAGUCAGUUGCCAGUGAAGAGAUUCUUGACAAUAAUAUCUCCUUAAGACCAGUGCUUAGAGAAAAUGGAACCUUUAGCGUUCAUGGGAAUGACGAGACUUCUUCUACCAAACAGGAAAUUAACCAAAGUGCGUCCAUGGACUGUCUGGAAGUAACGUCUACAGAAACAAUUCAACCUGAUCCAUUUUUUCUGGGCCUUGAGCACUUUUUGCGCGAGAUGGGCCUCAUUUUUGAACUCACCCACAUCCACGGCCACCACGUGCCGCGACUCCCAAAUGUUGCUGCUGACUUGCUCCUCAAUGGGAUACCGCUGGAGCUCAUGGAUGGAGACGCCUCAAACGUUCCUAUGCGCUGGCUAAGCAGCGUCUUUGCAGAGGUCAAACGACGCCUUCCUCGAGAACACUUCAGGACGCUAACAAGCCUCGGAGUGCAUCAUGCAAGGAAUGCUGAGAUUCUCUCAGCGUUGUUUAGCGUGAAAUUCCCAAGUGAAUGUAAAAGCUCUACAAGAGGGGUCUACCUAGUUGUCCUACGGCUGCCGUCUGAGCUCAAAAAGAAGCUGAACUGUGAUUGCCUCAUGCUCAUUGACGUCGAGGGUCUUUGCUCAACUCCUCCUGAUCCCAAGAACAACUGCCAGAUCCAUGAUAAUGAGAUGGCAACUGUUGCAACAGGACUGGGCCAUGUCUUAUUGCAAAAUAUCUACUCACGUGCGGCCUCUGAGUUUGAGGCAAGCCUCACCGUUGCAGUCAAUGCUCUACUGCGCAUCAGAGAAUGUGGCUCCAUGCCCAUCUGCAAAGUCUUGGUCCAAGACGAAGGAAUUAAUACCAUAUUAGAAGCUGCUCAGUUACAACGCAUAUCUGACAUUCUGCAGAAAGAAAAAGAUAAUGCAAUGACACAUAAUGCAAAGACCGAAACAUCAACCAGCUAUAUCAAGCCUUGGUACAAUGAGCCCCUUCCAGUUGAUCCACAUCACAGUGAAGCUGUGCUGAAGGUAAAGCGUUCCCUCUUCGGAGCACUGAAGGAGGCAGCACCUCAAUCACAAACAUUUGGUUUACCUGAAUUCAUGAGCCGUCUGAAUUGUGUUUGGCAGGCCGUCAAAGCAGAAUCCUUCUCUGUGAGUCUGCAAGAAACAGAGGUGGCCCUAGCCUUCUCUAUAUUUUGCACAGAGCUCUCUGAGUGGGAGGACAACCUGAUGGAACACAUGGAAUGCUGGAUUAAGAGCGCGACCAAGAGAAUCUCUUGCACCAAGCCAGAAGCCCUGGAACCUUUCAGUCAAACUGACCUUCUGUGUCAACUGAAGGAUGAAGCCAAAGAGGAGAUCAAAGUUGAAGUAAAUAAGCACCAGGCAAGAGUGAAGACCCAUUUGAUGGGAAACAAACAGCUGAACGCCCAUGUUAAAAUGCUCAAACCAAUCCUCACGAUUAGCAUGAAUGAGCUCCAAGAACGACUGGCUAAAACGAUGAUACAAAGGUUGGACAGAAUCAGUGAGAACCACUGUCAUUACUCUCAGCUGAACAGAAUAGAAAGCAUACUGGAAGAUCAGCAAAACGCCAAGCUUAAUGUACUGUUAGAGUGCAGUAAAUCCAAAAAUCAUCUCUUUGAAGACGUAGAACUGGAAGAGGAAUUUGAGGGCAUGUGGAAUAAAGUAUUGUCCACCUUUGACUUCAGGCUUUCGGAAAAAGAAGAUAUCGGCAAACGGGUGAUGAUUAUUCUGAAAGAUAACCUCAUCCAUCGCGGUCUCCAAAAGCACUUGAAUAAGCUCUCAGGCGUAGGCCAAAAUCAGAUGACAUCCUUCCGAGUGGAUGAUCAGUACUUUGGAUACCGCAGCAGAAUGAAACACAUGUUUGAAGAGAAAAACAAUCCACAGAAAGGAAAAGCCCAGGAGCUUGCAGAAAACAUCAUAGAGAAAUACAAAGAGUUUGUCGCGGAAAAAGCCGGUUUCCUGCAACAUUUCUCUGACAGUGCCAUCACUGAGCUGUUAGAGAUUAUUGAUAAAGCUUUGACAGAAACGCCACUGGAAACCAGGACGGCCUUCGAGGUGGAUCUGAAAGUCUUCCUGUGUAACGCUGCCUGCAAAGACUUCCAAAAACUCCACGAUCGCUACGCCAAGGAUGGAGAACUUUUAAGGACCAUUAACGCAAAAAAGAGCACACUAAUGGCGAAAUUCAUUUAUCAGUUCAGGAAACGAGACCAAAGUCAGAGGUUGGCUCAUCGAUUCUUGUCAGACAUCAUCACGCCCACGGUGAUGGACUACAUCUAUAAACCUCUAGGGAUGCAAAUUGUGGAGGAGAUCCAAAGUAGCGCCCCUCAGUAUCUGUCCCCGCAGGCUUUCCACAAGACUUUACUUGAGGAGCUCGUCAAAGAAGGCCAGUUUGAAAGCUUCAUGGAAUAUUUGUCGUCCUAUGAUGCCUUCAGGCAGAGGAAGGUCAAGGAGACCGUGGCCGUUCACUUAUUGGAGUCAAACGUAAACACACGAAGGCUCCAGCGGCUUGGCGAAAUCAUCGGAAAGAUCGCAGCAGCCGUGAGCCAAAUGGCAGAAGGCACCAGCGGAGUGCUCAGCGACACCAAGCCACUGCUGGAGAGAGUGUGCUUCACCCUGGAGGCAGACGGAGACGUAUGUGUGCCGUGGGCGUGCCUGAACGGGCCGUUUUACAGCAUCACCACGGAAUGGGAUCGCUUCAUUACAUGUUUCAUGGAGUUACUGGCAGGAAUGCGGUUGGAGCUGGCCCAGGAGUUCUCCCACAAUGUGGAUAGCAGCCAGUUGCUUCAGUGCCUUCCCAUUCAACCAAGCGACCUGCUCUUCAGCAAGGUGAAAGGCUGUGAUGCCUUGUGUCCUGUGUGCAGAACGCCAUGUGGAGUGGAGCAAACUGGACAUCAGGUUCACAAGUCCUCUCUCCACAGGCCCAAAUACCUGUGUCCUUCCACUUCUCUGUCCCAUAACAGCUCCCCCGAAUGUCUAACUCCAUCUGACAUGGACCCACAAGAUGUCGCUGCAUCAUGCUGGGAGCUCCAUGUCGUCCAUCCAGACUGGAAUAUUUCCCCUGAGGACACACCAAGUCCAUACUGGAGGUAUGUGUUAGCAACAAUUAAUGAAAGGUUUGCAAAGGAACAAAAGCAGCAGCCAGCAAAGAUUCCAGACGAGUGGAAGAAGAUCACACAGGAGGAGGCCUUGGACAGUCUAAGUCAGGGGUCUCAAACUUAAUUUGCCUGUGGGCCACUGGAGGUAGGGUCUGGGUGAGGCUGGGCCGCAUCAAGUACUCCACAAAAAAGUGUUUUACGUAUUGCAAAACAAAUAGAAAUGUAAAUGUAUAAUCUAUUGUAGCAUCGCUGGGAGUGCUUCCAGCUUCUUGUAAUAAUUUGCUAAAGUUACGUGUUUCGAUGUCAUGUACUAGUUGCUGUUUAUUAGUCCCCACAGUAAUAGCAGUUGCCCUAUGUGUGUUUACUUCCCUGUUACAUGGUGUGCUGGCGUGUUCACACUGUGAUUGUAGUAUUCUUCUGUCAAGUGGUGCUCGCUGGAAGUUCAGUCUUGGUUGUUGCUUGCUUCAUUAAAUAGCCUCUUCCUUUAAGCAAGCUGUAGUGCCUCUCACCAAGACUCAACAUUGCCACAAUAUAUACAGUAUAUAUAAUGUUAAUAUAAAACACCCUGGGCGUGUGGGCCACAUUACUACUAAGGGGCCACAAAAUAUGGGCUGUUUGAGACCCCUAUUCUAAGGCAUAACAUCCUUCUCAACGGACAGCUCUGAGAGCCAUCUUCAUUUCAUGUAUCACAUUUUAUUUAUUGCUAAUGCUUGGUGAUGGUGAAAGUCAUAUUAAAUGAACUUGUUUUCAUUUUUA
This is a messenger RNA of Dunckerocampus dactyliophorus (ringed pipefish), 5775 nucleotides long. RefSeq names its product interferon-induced very large GTPase 1 (gene gvin1l2). The transcript has 4 exons. Bases 236 to 5143 code for a protein of 1635 amino acids. NCBI's taxonomy places the organism in Eukaryota, Metazoa, Chordata, Actinopteri, Syngnathiformes, Syngnathidae. Gene Ontology annotation, molecular function: GTP binding. The record is from RefSeq and is a predicted model, not a curated record.